UUAAUAGGAAAGAAAUCAAGAAAGAAAAGAUGCUAGCAUUAUCACCUCCAUUGUUUUCAACAACUUUUGGUUGGCCAUUGGAGGAUUUCAAUACACAAAAUCUUCAACAAACUUGCAAUGAUAUUUCUCUAGAAUUUGAAGCAAAUUCAUAUCAUUCCUUGCUUGAUUUGCCUACAUAUGAUGAUCAUCAAAUUCUACAGCAUGAUUUUUCAUCACCGGAUAAGUCCAAUUUCGUUUCGUCUGAAGGGACUGUAAAUGGUGAUAUUGGUGACACUACUAGGAAGGUAUCCAAAAAGCUAAAUCAUAAUGCUAGUGAAAGAGAGCGACGCAAGAGGGUAAACGACUUGUAUGCGUUUCUACGAUCACUAUUGCCCAUGUCUAGCCACCAAAAGAAAAAAGUAAGUAUUCCGCGAACUGUAUCACACGCUCUAAAAUACAUACCAGAACUACAAAAGGAAGUGGAAACAUUAGCACGAAAAAAGGAAAAGUUGUCUAGUUCCUCAUCAUUAACAACUACUAAUAUUAGCAAAGGGCAUUCCGGGAUCAAAGUACAAGAUGCUAAAGAUGUUAUAAACGAAAGAAAAGCAUCCGUAUCUGUAUGCGUCUUAGGUGAUGAAGAAGCAAUUAUACAUCUGACAUCUUCUUCAACCGAUUCCAUGAACAACAACAACAACGAAGAUACUAGUUUCUUGUCUAAGGCUUUGGAAUACUUGGAACGCGAAGAAGACGGGUUUGUUUUGCUAAAUUCGACUUCCUUUAAAUCUUCGGGAGAUGAGAUGCUAUUCAACACAACUCUUCAUGUAAAGGUGCAAGGGGAUAAGAAAAUAGAGCCCGAGAAGUUGAAGGAGAAGCUCUGCUCUUUUCACCAGUAUUAAUUAAUUAAUUGGUUAGCUAGAAGCUCAGCUCGGUUUGCUAACUGCUAACGUCGAGUAAUUAAUCUGCAGGCAUGGUACGAUGUGUAGAAUAGAUACUAGCUAAUAAUUAGUAUGCUGUAAAGCGUCUUCGUUUGUUUAUACUCAUUAUAUAUAGUCAUGUCAAUGGGAAUGA
Messenger RNA from Erigeron canadensis, 1047 nucleotides. Its product is annotated as transcription factor ORG2-like. Gene Ontology annotation, molecular function: protein dimerization activity; DNA-binding transcription factor activity, RNA polymerase II-specific; RNA polymerase II transcription regulatory region sequence-specific DNA binding. NCBI's taxonomy places the organism in Eukaryota, Viridiplantae, Streptophyta, Magnoliopsida, Asterales, Asteraceae. The coding region runs from base 30 to 875 and encodes 281 amino acids. The record is from RefSeq and is a predicted model, not a curated record. Gene Ontology annotation, cellular component: RNA polymerase II transcription regulator complex. The transcript has 3 exons. Gene Ontology annotation, biological process: regulation of transcription by RNA polymerase II.